Molecule: messenger RNA, 2302 nt
Organism: Sebastes umbrosus (honeycomb rockfish)
Lineage: Eukaryota; Metazoa; Chordata; Actinopteri; Perciformes; Sebastidae
Gene: tbxta
Product: T-box transcription factor Ta
Exons: 8
Coding region: 443-1711 (422 amino acids)
Biological process (GO): regulation of transcription by RNA polymerase II; mesoderm formation; cell fate specification
Cellular component (GO): nucleus
Molecular function (GO): RNA polymerase II cis-regulatory region sequence-specific DNA binding; DNA-binding transcription factor activity, RNA polymerase II-specific
Source: RefSeq, a predicted model, not a curated record
UUUUACAUCCUCUGAGCUUUUGUUUUUGUACAUGUAUUCAGAUGCCAUUUUAUAUGGGAUGUUGUAUUUAUAUACUGGGCCAUGCAUUUUUUUAAAAAAAGUUUUAGUGGAGUUUGGUUGAGGGAAACAAAUUUAAAUUUUUAAAGGUAAAAGUUGAUUUAAAUUUUUUUAUUAUAAAAAUGUGUUAUUAUGUGGAGAGCUUCAGCCUGGUGAGGAGGCGGUGUUUGGAGAGCCGGUCAGAGAGUUGAGAUGUGUGCGCACAGACCACAGACCAGAGACCACGCCCAACAUCCCCAUGAGGUCCCUGGGGGCCCUUAAAGGAUGAGGCCUCAGGCUUUACAAAGCACUAUCACUCGGGCCUUGUCUCAGAGUCACUGAGCCUCUACACUACACGUCUUUGGAUCUAGAUCUAUCUCUACACUUGCUCUAGCAUUUGGACAUAAUGACUUCUUCCUCCAGCACCAACAGCGACCAGCGUCUGGAGCAUCUGCUCAGCGCCGUGGAGAGCGAGCUGCAGAAGGGCAGCGAGAAGGGAGACGCGUCCGAGAGGGAUAUUAAACUGAGCCUGGAUGAUGCAGAUCUAUGGAACAAGUUCAAAGAGUUAACCAACGAGAUGAUUGUCACCAAAACGGGAAGGAGGAUGUUCCCGGUGCUGAGGGCCAACGUCAGCGGCCUCGACCCCAACGCCAUGUACUCGGUGCUGCUGGAUUUCGUGGCCGCGGACAACAACCGGUGGAAAUACGUGAACGGAGAGUGGGUUCCCGGUGGCAAACCGGAGCCACAGAGCCCCAGCUGCGUCUACAUCCACCCGGACUCACCCAACUUCGGAGCGCACUGGAUGAAAGCUCCGGUCUCCUUCAGCAAAGUCAAACUCUCCAAUAAACUCAACGGGGGAGGACAGAUCAUGCUGAACUCUCUGCACAAGUAUGAGCCGAGGAUACACAUCGUGAAGGUCGGAGGCAUCCAGAAGAUGAUCAGCAGCCAGUCUUUCCCCGAAACACAGUUCAUCGCAGUCACUGCUUACCAGAAUGAAGAGAUUACUGCUCUGAAGAUAAAGCACAACCCCUUUGCCAAAGCCUUCUUGGAUGCAAAAGAAAGGAGUGACCAUAAAGACCUCCCCGAUCACAAUGCAGACAGCCAACAGUCUGGCUACUCUCAGCUUGGAGGUUGGUUCCUCCCAGGCCAGAGUCCCAUCUGCCCCAGCAGCAGCCCUCCUCAGUUCAGUAGCUCAGCGGGCCACUCCUCCGGCUCCUACUGCGAGCGCUACUCCAGCCUGAGGAACCACAGAGCGGCCCCGUAUCCCAGCCACUACCCACACCGCACCUCCAGCACGAACAACUACAUGGACAACACUUCAGGGAGUCUGCCCACUCAUGACAGCUGGUCCGCUCUUCAGAUCCCCAACUCCACAGGCAUGGGCACUCUGUCCCACAGCACUAACUCCACAUCCCAGUCCAGCCAGUACCCCAGCCUAUGGUCAGUAGCUGGCACCACCCUCACCCCUUCAGGCUCGGCCUCGGGCUCCAUACCCGGAGGUCUGACCUCCCAGUUCCUGAGGGGCUCCUCCUACACGGGCCUGACCUCCUCGCUGCCCGUCUCCUCGCCCUCCUCCAUGUAUGACCCCAGCCUGAGCGAAGUCGGGGAUGCCCAGUUCGAGAGCUCCAUCGCCAGGCUGACCGCGUCCUGGGCGCCCGUGGCUCAGAGCUACUGAGUCUCUGGAGGCUUCAGGAGCCGGACUAAAGACACAAAUAAAAGGUCCUGGAGAAGAUGAAAUGCAAAGAUCUCUUCUGGCUCCUGCUUGUGAAAAAGCGCAGUUUAGAAGAUUAAAUCAUUCCAGAGGCUCUAUUUAAAAAAAAAAAAAGGUGUAAAGUUUGUCUGGAGUCAGUUGAUGUGCAAAGACAGAACUUGAAAGACAAUCAUCUCUUCCCGUGUUGGGCAACAUCACACUAGAAUAAUAAGACUUACAUGUUCAGAAAUCCUUAAUAAUUCCCCAACAUGUUAAUUACACCUUUUCUAAACUCCUUUAGCUCCACACAACCAAACUCAACUGAGCAAACUUUGAUGUUUUUGUUUUUAUCCUUAAAUAUAUAAGAUGAAAAAAUGGUUCUGCUAACAUAAAUGUGUAUAUGUGUGUAAAUAGAAUAAAUUAACGUCCAGUGUUUUCCAUAUAAAUGUGCCUUUUUUUCCUGAUUGCAAUAAAUGUUCAAAGAUCGGACACACAAGUGCCUUCUGCAUCCUGCAGGGUUUCGUCAAGACCAACUCCUGCACAAACAAGUGUACAUAACUAUCUAUUUGUAUUUGA